Drosophila persimilis is the source of this 788-nucleotide messenger RNA. RefSeq names its product protein PIH1D3 (gene Dnaaf6). Gene Ontology annotation, molecular function: protein-folding chaperone binding; dynein intermediate chain binding. Gene Ontology annotation, biological process: axonemal dynein complex assembly. The transcript has 3 exons. Bases 80 to 724 code for a protein of 214 amino acids. Lineage: Eukaryota; Metazoa; Arthropoda; Insecta; Diptera; Drosophilidae. Gene Ontology annotation, cellular component: cytoplasm. The record is from RefSeq and is a predicted model, not a curated record.
AAAAAAAAAUAAAUAAAUUUAUAGAAAAAAAGAAUUUGAAAUACUUCAAUACUUUUACUCGCGUGCGGGUCUCACAGCAAUGUCGGUCUUCGACAAUCCCGACCAGCUGCGUCAGCUGCAGAACCUUCUGAAUCCCCGGCAGACUCGUGCCGGCAUCGACUGCAGCAGCAGCGAGGAUGAGGAGGAGUCCUUGGUGGUCCACAAGCUAACACCUGGCAGCAUUGGUCCUCAGGCGCCAACGGCAGCAGGAUCGUCCGCUCAGGCCAAGGCCAAGAAAAAGAAAAAGCCCAAUCCAUUGGCCACUCCCCUGGUUGAGGAGCAAAAGAAGCAGCCCGAUACCCUCGAGGAGUGGCAAGAGCAGCAGGAACGUGAGGACACUGAUAUUCUGGAGACGAGAAGGUGUCCAGAAUACACCAUGACUUACAGCCAGGCCGUGGGCACUGAAGAUGUCUUCCUGCAGAUGGGCAAUCGCACCGGCUCGUCCGCCAGCUGCGAAGACCUUAUUCUGGACAUUCAUCUGCCCGAUGAGGAGACGACAGUCGACAAGAUCAAGCUGACUCUGCAGGAAACGGAUCUGGAUCUGGCCACCGCCCUCUAUCGGCUCCACCUGCCUCUGCCCCAUCCUGUGGACGUGGAUCGAUGCCAGGCCAAGUACAGCACGGAGCUUCGGAAGCUGCGCCUGACGCUUCGCUUGCGUCGGGAGCUCGAUUAUGUCAACUUUUAGACAUAGAACACAGUACACACGAUACACAACACAACACAUGACACACGCUACACGUUACCCGCUA